Messenger RNA from Zootermopsis nevadensis, 3007 nucleotides. RefSeq names its product mitochondrial translation initiation factor 2 (gene mIF2). Gene Ontology annotation, molecular function: GTPase activity; translation initiation factor activity; GTP binding. NCBI's taxonomy places the organism in Eukaryota, Metazoa, Arthropoda, Insecta, Blattodea, Termopsidae. The record is from RefSeq and is a predicted model, not a curated record. Gene Ontology annotation, biological process: translational initiation. Gene Ontology annotation, cellular component: cytoplasm.
CACGGCACAAUCAAUUGUUUUAACUAUUAUGAGUAGCUCAUGGUUGCUUUAUGUUUUUAUUAUCUGUGUUCUUGUAGGCAAGUUGUGUAUGGUAUUAUCCACGUUAACCUUCGUGUUACGUUUUCAUUCCAUCAGUACAGAGUUAAAAUGUGUAUGUUGGUCAUUCGUGGGGUUGGACUGCUUGGAGAAUGUGUGAUGUUGGUAUUUGUGUCGAUGAAAAUGAUGGCAAUUGAAAUUUUGGUUGGAAGUAGAUCCUGCGGCUGAGGUUGGAUAGUCCGUUUAUCGAAAAUGUUUGUAUGUAGUAUGGCUACGCCUAUUAUACGAAUAAGUGUUUUAAGAAGUUUGUAUGGCCCACUUUGGAAGAAGAGUAUUAAUAAAAACCAUUCCUAUGUAUGGAGUAAGUGUUUGUCUCAACAGUUUAACAUCUGUGUUCUGUGUCGAUUCUUGCAUUUUUCUUCUAAAUGGUGCAAGAAGCGAAAGAGUCCAGAGGAGAAGAAAUCUCCUACAGCCAUACACUUUUCAUCUAAAACUAAAAGAAAACACACAGUUAUAGAUAUAUGGAAAUACAUGACAGUAGCUAAUCUGGCUAAUGCUAUGGGAAAAAGUGUUGAUCAUGUAUUUGAGGUUAUGAUGUAUGUGGACAAUACUGUGGAUUAUGACAAGUCAACUUCUGUUAUUGACAGUCUGCAAGUUAUUCAAGAGAUUGUGAAGAAGUCUGGCAUGAGAGCUCGGACAGUGUCUCCUCCAGACCUGAGUGAUCCUGAACGGAUAAAUAAAGAUGCAACAAAGUGGCCACCACCUGAUCCAUCAGUUCUUGUGAAACGCCCCCCAGUAGUAACUGUCAUGGGGCAUGUGGACCAUGGGAAAACAACCCUUUUAGACUCUCUUCGAAAUACGUCAGUUGUUAAAAGUGAAUUUGGAGGAAUCACACAGCAUAUUGGAGCGUUUUCAGUGAAACUACAAAGUGGGGAAACGGUCACCUUCUUAGAUACACCUGGUCAUGCAGCUUUCACUGCUAUGAGAGCUCGUGGGGCAAAGGUCACUGACUUGGUCGUACUGGUUGUAGCUGCUGACGAUGGAGUCAUGGAACAAACUGUGGAGUCUAUCAGGAUGGCAAAGGCGGAAGCAGUUCCUAUCAUUAUUGCUAUAAACAAGAUCGACAAGCAAGAAGCAGACAUUGAGCAUACAAAAGAUAUGCUGUUGCCACACGGUAUCCAAGUGGAAGAUAGAGGAGGUGAUGUUCAAGCAAUUCCAAUAUCAGCUCUUAAUGGAACUAACCUUGAUACACUGACAGAGGCAAUCGUGCUGCAAGCAGAAUUGAUGAACCUCAAGGGUGAUCCAAGGGGCAGGGUAGAAGGAGUUGUUGUUGAGUCCAGGACAGAUCUACAUAGAGGGAAACUUUCUACGGCUAUUGUUCAGAGAGGUAUGCUACAGAAGGGAACUGUUCUUGUAGCUGGACUGGCUUGGGCUAAAGUACGUGCAAUGUUUAAUGAUCGGGGCCAACCCAUCCAGCAGGCACCACCAUCCACACCAGUUGAGGUGUUAGGCUGGAGGGAACUUCCGUCAGCAGGAGAUGAAAUCAUUGAAGUUGAAUCUGAGAAACGUGCCCAUGAAGUGAUGAAAUGGAGGCAGUCAGUGAAACUGACUGAAAAACAAGAAGCUGAGAGGGAAGCAGUUGAAUGUAAAAUUGAAGAACAUUUGAAGGUAUACAAAACACAGUUGGAAACAAGAAGAAGAUUAGGAAGGUACAAACUGCGGCCAACUGGGCCUCGAGAAAAAGAAAUUAAAGAUGACAUAGGACCAAGAGUCAGUGUUAUUGUAAAAGGGGAUGUUGAUGGAUCUGUUGAAGCAAUUCUUGAUGUCUUAGAAACAUACGAUGGUGACAGUGUUUGCAAAUUGGAUGUAGUACAUUAUGGGGUUGGUAAUGUUUCAGAGACAGAUGUGGAAUUAGCAACUGCAUUUAAAGCAAUAAUUUACUGUUUCAAUGUUAAUACUCCAGAUAAAAUCACAGAACUGGCAAAGUCAAAUAAAAUAUCAAUCCGUUCACACAAUAUAAUUUAUAAAAUGGUAGAUGAUCUCAAGAAAGAAAUCAAUUCUCAGUUACCACUCAUGGAUGUGGAGGAAGAACUGGGUGAAGCAAAUGUCCUUCAAGAUUUUGAAGUCACAGAAGGAAAAAGGAAAGUGCAUGUCGCUGGUUGCAGAUGUACAAAAGGAAUUCUUAAGAAAACGGGAAGAUACCGACUACAGAGAGGACAGGAAACUGUAUAUGAUGGACUGUUGGCUUCCAUGCGCCACCUUAAAAAUGAAGUAGACAGCAUCAAGAAGGAUGUUGAAUGUGGUCUCCGGCUGGCAGAUGGUACCAUCAAUUUCAGAGCUGGAGAUACAUUAGUCUGUUAUGAGAUAAGAAAGGAACAACAAGAGACUAAAUGGGAUCCAGGAUUUUGAAAGGUGAACGGUGAACUUCAUGCCACAGCUGCUUUACACUUGAUAAUAGAACCCUGGUAUCCAGUGGAUUGGAAGUUGGAUGGGCCUCAGAUCCAGUCUGGACAUUGUGAUGAAGAGAAAAAUCCUUCCCUGUACAAAUGUAUGUCUAGAUACAGAAUCUGGCAUAAAACUUGUCCAUAUUUUGGACUGUCUGUCAAUCAUGACAAGUAGCUUGCUACUCUGUUGAGAUUUGACCACUCCAGAAUGGAUACUUCCAGUACAGCUUUUCAUUCAGUGUUCAUUUUACUCCUUUUAUACAUUAGUCUACAUACAUUUAUUUUGAACAUCAAGAGCAUAUUUUGAAGGUGAAGGAGUAAUAAAUGCAAAUGAUAUUCAAGGAAAACAUUUUAAUGCAACUCUUGAUUUAACCCGUUUCAUAAUACACAUUCCAAAUAAGUUUUACUUAAGUUUGUAUAAAUUUCAUGUCAAACAUUUGACAAAUAAAACCAAACAAAAGAAAAAUUCAGAUCCCAAAACAAUAUCAAAUGUGAAAUGUAAAAAUAAAACAAAUUUCUUGUCUCAA